AUACAUAUAUGUUAUUUCCGUCAAUUAGGUCGUUACGAUGGACCUCUCCUUACCCGCGCUUUCGAUCUCCCCGGCAAACACUUGCCUUCAGCCGAUAAACGCAACCAGGCCCAAUUCUUUGGCCAAUUGGUCCUCAAAGAAAUCCCGCCUGCUCUAUCCCGGCAUCUCUGCAACCGCAGUGGCCGCCGUCGCCCCAGCUAUGGCAGCUGCCGCAACAGCAACUGUUGCGGAGCUGGAGAGUAGGAAGCAUGAUCUCCUUAGAGCCGUCCAGGAGACACAGCGUGGCCUCUCCGCCACCGCCGAACAGCGCUCCUUUAUUGAAGAGGCCAUGGUGGCCGUGGAGCGGUUCGGGGCGGGCUCCCCAGUGGACCUUGUUGCCCUUGACGGCACCUGGAGACUUAACUACACCUCUGCUGCCGACGUUCUCGUUCUCUUCGAGGCCGCUGCGCGCCUACCCUUCUUCCAGGUAGGGCAAAUUUUUCAGAAAUUUGAAUGCCGGGGUCGAACUAAUGGAGGGAUUGUCCGAAAUGUAGUGCGGUGGAGCGUUACAAAUUUGUUGGAGGAACAAGAAGGUGCCACGCUGCUGGUCACUGCAAAAUUUUCCGUCCUUACUAAGCGCAACAUAUAUCUCGAGUUUGAUGAGAUAGCUGUUGAGAAUAUCAAAAUCAGCGAAGAGCUGCAAGCCUUGAUUGCCCCUGCUAUACUUCCUAGAUCAUUUCUAAGCCUACAGAUUCUGCAAUUUCUCAGAACCUUCAGAGCAAAGGUGCCUGUAAGUGGGCCUGAUAGAAGAUCUCCAGGAGGUUUAUACUACCUAUCAUAUCUGGAUCGUGACAUGCUACUUGGCCGAGCUAUUGGGGGUGGAGGUGUAUUCAUUUUCACCAGAGCCCAACCACUUGCAUAGAAAUGCUCCUGUUUCUAUGGAGCACUUGGUUGGAACUUUUAUGGCCCAAGAACGGAUUUCAAGUGGGAUUUGAUGUAAAAUUUUGCUUGUUUUGGGCUUCCUCGCUUGAUAUAUUUUGUCAAAAGAUGGUCAUACAAAUGGAUUUUAUAAGAAGUUGGUGUCAGCUAUUUUAUUUGAUAAAAAAUUUAGGGAGA
Molecule: messenger RNA, 1095 nt
Organism: Dendrobium catenatum
Lineage: Eukaryota; Viridiplantae; Streptophyta; Magnoliopsida; Asparagales; Orchidaceae
Product: probable plastid-lipid-associated protein 10, chloroplastic
Exons: 8
Coding region: 38-901 (287 amino acids)
Source: RefSeq, a predicted model, not a curated record